CGUUCGCCACUUUUGACUCAGACUCAUCAGACGUUGCUGACAUCCGCAUCGAUCACGCCGUCAUCGAAACAUUUUGAGCGCAGCUUGUGUCUGGGACGAUCAAUCAACCUGCACCCGCGCGCGCCAGCAGUAGCCACUCGAUCAGCAUCAUGGUCGCUGAUGCAAACGCCAGCAGCAAGGCUUCUUCUGGCGCCAAUGUGGCGCCGCCGCCGCCGCCGCCGCCUGCUCUCGCUCUCGUCGACUACGCGCGAGAUUUGCCCUUCUUGCCUCAAUUAGCACCCAUCAGUCGCCAUCUGCUCUCGCAGCAGAUCGAUCUGCUGGCAACUCAAUCCGCACCGUUUGCGGGUGCGCAGAUGGAGAAGGUAGCGACGAUUCGAGGAUUUGCGAGUAAAGGCGAGGGGGAGGGUGCUGGUGGUGGAGGUGGAGGAGCGCAUCGGUACGAAGUGCCAUUGGCUCUGCCCAGAGCGAGCUUGGGUCGCAUGCCUUUCGACUUUGGUGGGGACUUGAUGGAGCAGGCAGAAGGAGCGAUGGAUGAUGCGGCCUAUGCGCAGCUGGUGGAGGAUGUGCGCAAUGGCGAUGCGAAGAGCGCGGCGUUGAACAGGGUGCCUUGGUGGGUGCCGCGCGAAGGCUUGGAAGAGGCGCUGGAGAAGCCGGGCAGGUGGAGCUUGUGGGCGGCUGAGCAGCAGCAGCAAGAGCAGCAGCAAGAGCAGCAGCAGCAGCAAGAGCAAGAACAUGGCCAAUCAGACUCGCGCUGCACGCUCAGCCCACGCAGCAGCAGCAGAAGCAGAAGCAUCGUGGUGACGCAUCACAUCAGCGAGGAUCACGUGCACAGGCAACAAGGAAGCUCCCUGCUGGCCAUUCAUGCCACCGGCGCAUGCAAAGAGCUGCUCAUACCGAUGAUCGAAGCCUUCUUGGCAUCCACAACAACCAAGAUCAGCGACAUUUGGCUCGUCGAUUUCUUGUCCCACGGCGAGACGGAGAGGGCAAAUGCGAGCAGAAGAGAUGCUGGCGAUAUGGGCACGCACAGUCACGACCGGAUCAUCGACCACAACGACUUGGCGAGGGAUGUGUUGCAAUUCCUGCACGCUUUUCGGCCCUCUUCGCUCCACGACUUGGCAGCAACGCGGGAGAAGCGCAGCAGCAGCAGCAGCAGCAGCCAGCACUCGCACUCGCACUCGCACUCGCACUUGCUGCCCGUGCGGCCCAGCGCAGCUGCCAAGCCCUCACCCAUCAUCGCCCUCGGUCACAGCGUCGCUUCCACUGCGCUGAUCCAAGCAGCUCUGCACGAUCCAGACACGUUUCGAGCAGUGAUAGCCAUCGAGCCCAUCAUCGCUCCUUUUGCUGGCAUACAGAUGGCAAAGAGGAUACCCGUCGCAGGAUUCGCUCUCAGGCGCACCGACACGUGGCAGAGCGCAAGGGAUGCGAGGGAAAAGUGGGAGCGGAAUGAGCAGGGAAAAGGCGGCGAUGCGAUGAUCAGGGAUUGGCAUCCCCGCUGCAAGCAAAUCUUUUCCGUCUAUGGUCUGCGAUCCGAUGACGCUAGCGGUGGCGUCCGUCUAGUGUGCGACAAGUAUCUCGAGGCAUGCUCCUUGCGAUUCUCGAUUCCAGCGCUCCAGCUACCUUGCACGCUGCCUCAUCUCUCCGUGCCGCUCCUCUACCUCUCCGCCUCGCGGCCGCUCAUGUUGCCGCCGGAUAUGGUGCAAGGUAUAGCCGAGCUGGGAGGUUCUCUGGUCGACUACGAGGUGGUGCAGGGUGGACACUUUGUGCCGAUCGAGCGUCCAGAGGAAGUUGGAAAGGUCAUUGGUCGAUGGACUCGGCUGAAGGGUAGUAGGGAGAAACUGUGAAAAGGUGACGGCAUCGGCAUCCUCUGGCGACGUGUGCACGCCGUGUGGACUACAGCGCGUCGAGCCACUCCUUGAAUUUGAGCCUCAUUGUACCUUCUUCGCACCGUUCCCUUGUGCGUCAGACCCAAACCUUCUCGCAUCACGUUGACUCUUUCCAUCUCUAUUUUUGCCAUUGGCGUAAUUAACUGCGCAUUGUACUCUUGCA
Molecule: messenger RNA, 2046 nt
Organism: Ceraceosorus guamensis
Lineage: Eukaryota; Fungi; Basidiomycota; Exobasidiomycetes; Ceraceosorales; Ceraceosoraceae
Exons: 5
Coding region: 150-1841 (563 amino acids)
Source: RefSeq, a predicted model, not a curated record